Molecule: messenger RNA, 4058 nt
Organism: Sclerotinia trifoliorum
Lineage: Eukaryota; Fungi; Ascomycota; Leotiomycetes; Helotiales; Sclerotiniaceae
Source: the annotation of a GenBank genome assembly
AACUUGUACGUAAAUGCAUGGGCAUCAUCAAAACCAAAAUCAAACAAAUUCCUACGACAACCUUGCGACCUUCGUUCCUUGAGUUUGUUGAUAUACUUCAAUACCAAGCGGAGUAGGCCAUUUGUAAUUCUUCUUAACCAUUCACUCCUUCCUUAUUUUUUUCUUUUUCUUCCAGGUCGAUCUUGUACAAUUGAAAUUACUGUUUGGCGGUCUGUUUACAUUGCCUUCAGCUGGACAAUAGUACAUUAUAAAGAGUACAGACGCCGUUGCGAUGGCGUCAGACGCGUCUUCAAUCUCUGUUACUGGUAUGAUGUUCUGGGUAUCGCUUUGAGGCUUAUCUCUUAACAUUUGAUAGUCCGUGUUCGACCUUUCACUAUUCAAGAAGCCGCGCAAAUGUAUGUCCCUACCACUCAACCUCCAUAUGCCCAUGGCAUUGAAUUCGAACGGCCGCUGACGCUUUAUAGUACAAAAACCGAUGAUGGCAUAUCAUUUUUGGGUGAGGGUUCAUUGGCAGGAGCCCCGACUCCAAAGCUUGGUGGAAGAGGGAUUCAUCCUGUCAUAAAAGUGAUUGAUGAUAGAUGCCUGUAAGCACUACAGAACAUUGACACUCCCAAAUCUAACAAUAGCAGUGUGUUCGACCCUCCACAAGACAGUCCUAUGUCUCGAUUCCAAUCAAAAGUAGUAUCAAAUAUGGGCAAAAGAGUUAAAGAUCAAACAUUCGCAUUCGACCGUGUCUUUGAUGAUAAUACGACACAAGGAGAUGUUUACGAAUCAACAACUAGAGGACUUCUCGACAAUGUGCUUGAUGGUUAUAAUGCUACAGUUUUCGCAUACGGUGCCACUGGUUGUGGUAAAACUCAUACAAUUACAGGAACUGCUCAACAACCCGGAAUUAUCUUCUUAACUAUGCAGGAACUCUUUGAAAAAAUUCACGAAAGAUCAGAAGAAAAGCAAACGGAAAUCACAUUAUCUUACCUGGAAAUUUAUAACGAGACAAUUAGAGAUCUUUUGGUACCAGGGGGCAGUAAAGCAGGAUUGAUGUUAAGAGAGGAUGCCAACCAAGCGGUAUCAGUUGCAGGAUUAUCGAGUCACAAACCACAGGAUGUUCAGGAAGUUAUGGAUAUGAUUGUAAAAGGAAACGAAUACCGAACUAUUUCACCAACGGCCGCUAAUGCGACAUCGUCUCGAUCUCAUGCUGUUCUCCAAAUCAAUGUUGCACAAAAGGACCGAAACGCAUCAGUUAACGAACCACAUACUAUGGCGACUUUGAGUAUCAUCGAUUUGGCAGGUAGCGAACGUGCCAGCGCAACAAAGAAUCGAGGUGAAAGAUUAAUUGAAGGUGCAAACAUCAACAAGUCACUUCUUGCUCUUGGUAGCUGUAUCAAUGCACUUUGCGAUCCUCGAAAGAAGAAUCACGUCCCAUAUCGAAAUUCAAAAUUGACGAGGUUAUUAAAGUUUUCUCUGGGUGGCAAUUGCAAGACUGUCAUGAUUGUAUGUGUCAGUCCUUCCAGUGCUCAUUUUGAUGAAACCCAAAACACCUUGCGAUAUGCAAACCGAGCGAAGAACAUUCAAACCAAGGUUACCAGGAACGUCUUUAAUGUCAAUCGUCACGUUAAGGAUUUCUUGGUCAAGAUUGAUGAACAAAUGGCUAUGAUCAAUGAACUUAAGGCUCAGCAGAAAGAUGCCGAGAAUAUUGCAUUUGUAAAGUUCAGAAAGCAAUCAGAAAAGAGAGAUGCUAUUGCGCGCGAGGGAAUGGCACGUAUUCGGGCGGCAUUCGAGAACUCAGUGACUGAGCGUCAGGAGAAGGUCAGCCAAAUGAAGAAACUUCGACAAAUUGAGCGCCGCAUUAGUAUUCUAUCCUCCUGGAUUGCAGCCUUUGAUAACGUUUGCGAUUCUCGAGAUGAUGCAGAAAUGUUACCAAAUUUGGCUGCCAUGCGCAAGACUGCUCAAGGUAUUCUUCUUGAACUAGAAAAUAGUCGUCAACAUUACCAUCAACGGUUGCAUAAGAUGAAUUGGGAGCGCGCGAUCGAUUCUGCAUUGCAAAAUAGUGUUCGUCAACUUGUUGAGAUUGAUGGACGUGAGGAUGGCAGCGAUAUUGCUUGCUUGACUCGCGAGACGGAACUUUUGAAAGUCAAGGCUGCACGAGACUCAUUCCAACAUGUCUUAGACCAAGAAAAAGGUGUCGAUGCGGGUGUUAUGCAAGUGCUGCUCUCUGCCCAAUUCGAGAUCAUGUCUUCGCUUAAUGACAUUAUUGGUAUGACGGAAGAUGAUGCAGUACAACACGGAAAGAAAACCAUUUCAAAACUUUUGGAGACAUGUUCAACAGCCGCUGCUUCAAUAGUGAAACCAGAUGGUUCCAUGAAGAACACGGAGAAAUUCGCCCCUAGCAAACGAGGUACGCCCAAACGUAAAAAGCAAAUCAAUCUUUCUUUUGAAGAAUCACAAUCACCAAUUAAAAUGCCUUCCCUCACGGUGGCACCACAAAUUCCAUCUCCGAUGAAAGCCUCACCGAGGCGUCGUAAGAUUGUAGUAGGUAAGAAAGGACUUUCUUUCACACCGAAGAAGACCUCCAAGCGAAGUGUCAGAUGGCGAGACGAUGACGAUGCUGGUGCCUUGGCCGAAUUCGAGAAAACUCCCCAGAAGUUUGAGUCCACUCCGGAUAUAUCCUUGGUUGAAGACACUGUUACCCUACCACCUUUACCAUCAUACCUAGGCGAGGUUUCCACGGACCCCCUUGGCUCAUCACCUAUUCCUACGGCUCCACUGACAUCCAUUGAUAUUAAGCCCAAGAACAAUCGAUUCCAAGCAGGAUUCCUGUCCAAAAAGCCCCCCUCGGGAUCACCUCCGCCACCAACAAUUACAAAUCUCUCCCCAACGUCUUCGGAUACCGAACAUUCUCCAUUGAGAAUCCUCAAGAACGGUAGUUCCCCAAAUAGGUCACCAUUACGCGAUUUAGAUGAAAUUGUCGAAUCGAAUGCAAAUAAUUCCGGGUCCGAAGCAGAGAAUUGGAAAGUAGGGAAAUCAGAUGGUGUUAAGAUUGGUCAAGCCCUAAAAAGAAAUGGUAGUCUUUCGAGAACAGGCCAUCCGCAUACGACAUCUGAUGGUAGUCAAAGAAUACGAAGGGCGAGAAGUCCAACUGCGGCUCAAUUGGCCACAAGUCCAAGUAGUGAAAAUCAAAUGUUUACGGCAAGUCAUGCGAGGAGAAUGAUUAAGAGUGAUAAAGAGUCUACUUUAAGCAAUGUACUUAGUCCUCGUACAGCACCAGUGGUGAAGCAUGGACAUAGUAGACGUACGACAGUUGAUUCCGGUAGAUCAGUUAGUGGAGGUCAUGGUCAUGGUCAUGGUGCUCAUGGUGGUAGUGGAAGUCUUAGAGUAACGGCAAUUAAUGGAAAUGGAAAUGGUGGUAGUAUGGGUAGGGAGCCGAAAACUAGGGAAAGUGUUAUGAACGUUGUUGGAAAGGGAGGUUGGAGAUAAGUGGUAUGAUGUGGUGACGAGAGUUGGAUGAUUCAUGUUCAUGUCGUUUUUCUUUCCUUUUGAUUGGGCAUUGGGAUUGCGGAUAAUGAACGGCGUCGGUUUAUCUGUUUUAUUUUUCAGAUAGAGGUCUGGUGUAGUAGACUUCCUUUCCUACCUUGUUUCAUAAUCGCAAAGUCAUAAAGAUAUGCGCGCUUAAAUGCUUGCGUAUAUUGAUGGCGUCUGGUGUUGAGAUUUGGGGAGCGGAGCAUGGCAUGAAUAAUUGGUGUUUUCUUGCUUUAAUUGUGGAAUACGAAUUUUAUACCAAGAGUUUGGUUGUUGGUUUUGUUCUGUUUGGAUUGAGAUGAGGUGGGAUAGGAUGAGUUGAGUUGAUGGUGUAGACCUGAAGAGAAUUUGGGCUUUGUACGUAUUCAUGCAUGAUUGGCGAGGAUGGACUGCCUGGAUGAUUGCUGUGGCGGUAGAAGUGAGAACAGAAGUAGAGAUUUUAGAGUUUGUUGAUUGAACUUUGAUUAUGAAAAUUCAUUAUUUGAUGUUGUUUUAGUUUGUGAUAUUGUGAUGUAAUAUAGUGGUGUUGUGUGGUAUGUAUG